AUGGUGGGGCAAUGGAAGGAAGAAGAUGAUGAAGAGGUGGUGAUCAGAUGCUACGAUGAUCGUAGGGACAGAAUUGAAAUGGAGUGUGUGGAGAGAAGUUGUGAGAUUGGUCACGACCAAACUUUUCUCUUCACAGACAGUUUAGGCGAUCCCAUAUGCAGAAUCCGAAACACUCCUCUCUUCACUAUGCUGGUGGCACAAGUUGGGAACAAGCUGGUGGGUUCCAUACAAGGCUCAGUAAAGCCAGUGGAGUUUCAUGAUAAGUCAGUGAAAGUGGGUUACGUUCUUGGUCUCAGAGUCGUGCCGCAGUAUCGACGCAGUGGCAUUGGUUCGACACUAGUGAGAAAGCUUGAGGAAUGGUUCGUGGCUCACAAUGCUGACUAUGCUUACAUGGCCACCCAAAAGGACAAUGAGGCAUCUCUUGGCCUCUUUGUCGGUAGACUUGGCUAUGUCGUCUUCAGAAACCCGGCAAUCUUGGUCAAUCCGGUCAACCCCGGUCGCGGUUUGAAACUGCCUUCCGAUAUCGAAAUAAAGAAGCUAAAGGUGAAAGAAGCUGCAUCAUGGUACCAGAGACAUGUGGCAUCAACAACAGAAUUUUUCCCUAAGGACAUAGAGAAAAUCUUGCGGAACAAGUUAAGUAUCGGGACAUGGGUGGCUUAUUACAACAACAACGACAACACCGGAAGUUGGGCCAUGCUUAGUGUGUGGGACAGUAGCAAAGUCUUUAAACUUAGGAUCGAAAAAGCUCCUUUGAGCUAUUUGCUUCUCACCAAAGUUUGCAACUAUCUCGGUAGAUUCUUCCCGUUCUUGGGUUUAACGGCGUUACCUGAUCUGUUUAACUCGUUUGGUUUUUAUUUCCUUUACGGCGUUCACGCGGAAGGUCCGUUACGUGGGAAACUCGUUAGGGCUUUGUGUGAGCACGUUCAUAACAUGGCUGCGUUGGACGAUGGUGGCGCGUGUAAAGUCGUGGUCGUAGAGGUCGAUGGAGAACGCGACGGCGAUGAUGAUUCUCUGAGGAGAUGUGUUCCGCAUUGGAAAAUGCUUUCGUGUGAUGAUGAUACAUGGUGCAUCAAACCGUUGAGAUGUGAUGAGAAGAUGUCCGGUUUGAGUGAGGUUACAAAAAUGUUAUUGAGUUCAAAAUCUCGGUCUCUCUUUGUGGAUCCAAGAGAUGUGUAGCUAAGC
Messenger RNA from Eutrema salsugineum, 1182 nucleotides. RefSeq names its product probable N-acetyltransferase HLS1. The transcript has 3 exons. Gene Ontology annotation, molecular function: acyltransferase activity, transferring groups other than amino-acyl groups. NCBI's taxonomy places the organism in Eukaryota, Viridiplantae, Streptophyta, Magnoliopsida, Brassicales, Brassicaceae. The record is from RefSeq and is a predicted model, not a curated record. The coding region runs from base 1 to 1176 and encodes 391 amino acids.